AUGAAAAACAGAGCAUUUUACUGAGAGGAAAAUGAAGGGGGGAUGUUUACAAGUUAGUGGAUUAGUAAACAUGAAUAGAGUUACACGUAUGUCUGCAGGUGUGUGCUGUGGAUGUAUGGGUGAGAGUGUGUAUGUUUUUAUAUAUGUCUGGAAUAUCGUCUUGGAGCUGCUAUUCUUUUAAGACUAAAUGGCAGAGCAGUUCAACUCAUGCAAGGCCAUUCUGGAGUAAAGUUCCACCAAGUUUAAAGGUCAUUGAAAGCUCACAGAUAACUAGGUCAGACGAGUAAAGACAUGUCACAGAGAAGCAAAGGAGCCAGUUUAUAGGGAAUAUUCUUAACCAAACCAUACGAUGGAACAGGUCUCUUUCCCUCCAUUGUCCCGGGUUGCUGUCUGUGGUGGUACCCAUGGCAACGAGAUGUCAGGAGUGUAUGUGGUGAGGGAGAUGCAGAGGCAGAAGGUGGAGAAGGUGGGAUCAGCUUCAGUUACCACAGUGAUAUCCAAUCCGCGAGCUGUGGAGGUCUGCAGGAGAUACACAGAUACAGAUCUCAAUCGUUGUUUCACUGAUGAUAUACUGAGCUCCCCGGUGACAGAUGCCAGCCCAUAUGAAGUGGGUCGUGCCCAAGAGCUGAACCUCCAGCUGGGGCCCAAGGGGAGUGCAGAGGCUGUGGACUUGCUUUGUGACCUGCACAACACCACGUCCAACAUGGGCCUCUGUAUCAUCUCCUAUUCCUUCUCUGACUGGGUCUGCCUCCACAUCUACAAGCACAUCCAGAAGAAGAUAACUUCUAUACCUGUGAGGUUAAUCUUGCUGGAUAUACCCCUUUCUGAGGCUUACUCCCAGGAAUCUCUGGGAAAGCAUGGCAUAGCAAUUGAGGUUGGUCCACAGCCACAUGGGGUGGUCAGAGCUGAUAUCUACAAUGCGAUGAAAGAGGCAGUUGAUCAGACACUAGACUGGGUCAAAGAUUUCAACUCAGGAAGUGUCUUUGAAGGGGGUAAAUUGGAGGUGUUCACUUUCAUGAGUGUGGUUGACUACCCAAGACACCCUGAGACAAAUCAAAUCAUGGCAGGUAUCCACCCCCAACUACAGGACAGAGACUUCUGUCUUCUCCAGAAGGGGGACCCGAUUUUUCUGUCGUUUUUGGGGGAAACGGUGCAUUAUGAAGGGGAAGAGCCACUCUAUCCAUUCUUUGUGAACGAAAGAGCAUACUACGAGAAGAAUAUUGCCUUUCGCCUAGCACGGAAGAAAAUGAUAACUAUUCCAUGCUUGCAAGUGAAUAAAGAUUGAGGAAUCUUUCCUUGUCUUAUGUAA
This is a messenger RNA of Hypomesus transpacificus, 1309 nucleotides long. RefSeq names its product aspartoacylase (aminocyclase) 3, tandem duplicate 2 (gene acy3.2). The coding region runs from base 350 to 1285 and encodes 311 amino acids. NCBI's taxonomy places the organism in Eukaryota, Metazoa, Chordata, Actinopteri, Osmeriformes, Osmeridae. Gene Ontology annotation, molecular function: hydrolase activity, acting on ester bonds; aminoacylase activity. The transcript has 7 exons. The record is from RefSeq and is a predicted model, not a curated record.